CGUAAUAAAGCUGGCUGCCACCUACCGCUGUUUUCAGUGAGGUUGAAGCCUGCCCUCAGGCACCAUAGCUGUGCCACACCAUGGUCCAGGGGGCUAGACGGGACAUGCCAGGAACUGUGAGGAGCAACAGCGACACUGUGAAAGUUGGCCCAGAACAGGAAGGGACUGUACCCUGGAAAGGUUUCGGACUACAUGAUCCGGCCGGUGGGCUGAGCCAAAGGAGACCUGCAGAAGUAGGCUGACAGCUUCCUGGGAGCUGCAGAGUGGUAGUACUAUGUCUGGAUCCUAGGGGGUGCUCAAAGAGGUUUUGUAUAAACUGUUUACAAACCAUGACUCUCCAUGUUCCAUACGUAAGCUGAUAAAGCAUCUAUGCACUUUAUUCUCCUAUCUCUGCCAGUUUGCUAGUAUAAGUGUGAGCCCGUGUCUUGAAUUUUUGGAUACAAAGACUUACUAGCCAAAGUCUCAUUCUUGCCUUAGUAAUGUUCCAGAGGCUGAAUAAUAUGUUUGUGGGAGAGAUCAAUAACUUGUCCAGCCAAGAGCCAGAGUUCAGUGAAAAAGAAGAUGAUGAAUGGAUUCUGGUUGACUUUAUAGACACUUGCACUAACUUUUCAACAGAAGAAGCAGACAUCAGUGAAACAUCAGCUGCUGACCACUCCCCAGUCUUUUCUUGUUUACCGACUUCCUUAGAGUGUUUGGCUGAUGCCAGCGAGUCUUGCUUCAUCCAGUUUGACUCAUGUCCCAUGGAGGAGAGCUGGUUUAUUACCCCUCCCCCAUGUUUUACUGCAGGUGGAUUAACCACUAUCAAGGUGGAAACCAGUCCUAUGGAGAACCUUCUAAUUGAACAUCCCAGCAUGUCUGUAUAUGCUGUCCAUAAUACCUGUCACAGUCUAAAUGAGACUAGCUGUGGAGAUGAGGCGUUUCAUAAUCCGAGUAGUCCAAGAAUGGAAGCACGAAAUGAAAUGGGGCAGCAUAUUCAUUGCUACGUUGCCACUCUUGCUGCUCACUCAAGUUUUCUGGAACAAACCAAGAGUUUUCGUCCGACCCAGUGGGUAAAAGAACAUAACGAAAGACACCAUCUCAAUAGAAACAGUCUCCGUCGCCAAAAUCUUACCAGGGAUUGCCACUCUCGGCAAAUCAAGCACAAUGGAUUGUUUGUUCACCAGCCUUGCCAGCGUCAGUACAAUUACUGAAGGCUUUUGAGGUUUUAAUCCUAUCGGUUAAUUGUUCUUAGCUUGCUCUUGUUUUAAUGUAUAGAUCAUGAAGGUGUGAUCAAUCAUUUGAAUACAAUCGUGACUAGUGUUAAUUAGUUUGAAACCACAUUUACAUAUAGUGUAUCACAAAAUGCCUUGCUAUAGGUCCUAAAUGGUUAUCUUAAAUAUUUCAGUGUUUUGGAAAUGUGUGUGAGUGUGGUUUUUAACUUUGCUACGACGUUUGGAUGGGUUUUUAAAGAAAAUUCUAACAAAGAUGGAACAUGCAUUCUUCAGUCGUAUGAAGUUACAAAAUUAUUGGGGUCAACCAUACACUUUAAUAACCAGUGCUUUUGACAGCUUUGUAUGUCUGUAUAUACUGUGUACACAGUUAUACUCUAACAUAAGCAUUAAAAGGCUAUAGUUGCCAAUGGAUUUGAAGUAGAUGUCACUAAACUCUUAUUGAAAGAAGGAUAACUCUAGAUUUAAUCUAAACUAGAUAUUAUCUACUUUCAUUAAACAGUUACUUCAUAUAAGCAGCAGAAGAGAGUAAAAUGUCCACCUGAUAAUACUGAAAUAAGAGGUGGCACGAAUGUCCCAGGUAUUGGAGAGGGACAAACUUUGUGCCUUUAUAUGGAGUGAAAUGAAAAGUAGACCUAUGGGUUAUUAAAUAUAGACACUUAACCCAAAGAUUCCAUCAGUAUUUUAGAUCAUGCUCUUUUUUUUUUCCUUUUUUCUUUUUUCCUGUCUCCGCUUUUCUUUGGGAGAGGAUGCAUCCAUUACAUACCUCCCAAAACUUGGUUUAGUUUAUCUGUAGUCUGAUCCAAGGAGAAAGGGCUAGACUGACUGCCUUCUGUAAUAGGUCCAUCCAUAGCUGAAACACCUUCUACAGAACCUAUUCUGGUGGAUGGCAAGUACGGAUGGGUUUCUGAGCUGCUGAUUACUGCCUCGAAUAAAUCAAUUCAUUUCAAGUGAUAGAUUAGGAAUGGCUCACAAACCACUGGAUGGAAAACCUGUUUCCAGAUGAGGUCUUGCACCCUUCCCAAUUCUUUCCCAAUGAGAGAAUGACAUUGAGGUGGCCAUGCCUGGAAGUGAUGAAAGGCAUAACAUUAUAAAAACAUUCUAACACUACUGGUCUUCCGGAAUUAAGCAGUGCUAGGAGGGUAUAUAAAAGUGGAGAUGUAGGAGCUAUAUUAACAGUGGAUAUUUCAUUGCUCAUGUGGCAUAAAAGCAGAAAAAUAUCUAACUUGAUGUCUAUAAAAUUAACUAGUGGGGGAGAGGGGAAAGUACAGAACAUUAAACAUUCUCUUAAAAAAGUUAUUAAAAUCUUGCAUGAUCUUCUGGAAGAAAGCAUGCCUUGAAAGGCAAAGGUACCAAAUUUGACAGUGCAGAUACUUCCAGACAGCCACACUACAAAAUCAACCGUGAUAGAUAAUUGGAGUAAAUCAAGGAACAGGGGAGAACAGUGAAGCUUUACUCUUCCUCUUUUGUUUCCAGUACUUCAUCUGUGAUCACUGCUUUUCCUGCAUUUGCUGCUAAGGCAUAUCAAUGUUAGUCACAUUCAACAGUGUCUUCCAGCUGAAAUCAUGUGGAAAAGCCUCAACACUAUAAAACAUGUAUAUGGUUGGCUUUAAUUUUUGUGAUUAGAUGAAACCAAUAAUGCUUAAGAAUUAUUUCAAACCUAUGAAAUGUUAUUUGAAAUAUGGCCAAAUGUUUCAAUUUUGCUGAUACAAAAACCUAAUGCCUUGUAGUAAUCUUGCAGUAUGAGUAGCACUGCAUAUAAUAGAUGCAGCCUGAACUCUUGUGGAGAGUAAUCUUCCUAAUCCUGUAGCAAAUAGCCUUCUGGUCCCCAAUUCCCUUCAAAUACUCCAUUUUUUCCUGGUUUUAGUUAACAGUUAAACUGCCAUGUGUAUCUAUAAAUGUAGCACUAUCUACGUUGCUUUUGUUUGUACUCCUGUCAUCUUACUGGGGUAUAUUCCUAGAAAUGCCGGGAAGUCAUCUAGUCUAGCCCCCUGCACUUAGCCUGGAUCACCGCUGAAAGGUGUUCAGUCUAACCUGUUCUUUACAAUUUCCAGUGAUAUGGAACAUAGGUUUUUCUUUGAGUGAUUGUGUGAGUCUAAGUGCUUAAUGCCAAUUCAGAAUGUAGAUGAUUUAUGAUCUUACCUCUUCUUUUUUUAGUCAUGCAUAUCCAUAUAUAUAUAUAUAUAUAUAUACAAUGAUAUUUUCCUCUGGGCUAGAAACUCUCAAUUAUUUAUCCAAGAAUAAUUUUGUAGCUUCACCAAUCUCAAUUCCUAGUGUAUCUCUUUCAUUUGCUCACUGAGAUCUUAAUGUUGCUUCUGGUAUCAUUCCUUUUCAUUUCAACAUUUCCUCUGUCCUUCUUUCAUCUCUCCCCUUUCCCCCCCCCCCCCACUUACUUUCCAGCUCAGGAGACUCCUUGCUUUAAUUUUUCUCUUCCUAAAUAACUAAUUUCCUUCAGCUUUAAUUUUCCUAAAGUUUAAAUGAAGGAAGAUGGCAUCUCCACCUCCUUUGAAUUAAAAGGGUUUUGUAAUUCUUUAACUUUUUAAUGGGGGGGGGGGGAGUGCAUGGCUCCCAAGCAUUAUAAGUGGAGCCGCCUUUUUUCAGUUGGCAAGUAAACGCAAUGUUAGACUGCUCCUAAAAACUGGGAGAUACUAAUCUUUUUUUAUACUAUAUUACUGGAUAACUUUCUAGUGAUGAAAUCCUAUAUCUUUCAGGAUAUAAACUUUUUUGUUGCACAAAAGCUGUGCCUCUCAAUUCUUAAUAUUGGAAACCAUGCUAUAUUGUAUGAGAGAUAGAUAUCUCUAUCUAUCAAUACUUUAUCAGUGACUUUUUUUUGUUAAUUUUGUCUUGCGUAUUUAUGUUACUAGUUCUAUUUUGUGCCUGGAGUUCUUGGGCAGUUUUUUUGUUGUUGUUCUCUAGCAGUGUGUGAGUUGUGUGGCUUUUUAUAUGGUUUUUGAACAGUAGUAAAACAUAUUGUUUCUUGUAAAAGUGGAGGCCUUGCACUGCCUCAGAUGCUGAUUCAUUAAUUUUGUUGAAACUGUGUUUCCGUAUGUAUCGGUCAAUAGACAGAUGUGUUGUAAACAAACCUGUGCCUUCUAGGUUUAACUUGUACACAGCAAACUUGAAAAUUCAAAAGGGACAUUUCAGUUAAGAUAAAUACUGUACAUCAGUCUAUGCAUAUAUGGCAGCUUCUUUCUGGAGCCACUUUCUCUACUUGUAGCAGUUCUUUUGAUAUCAAGAUUGUCUGGCUCUUAGUUUGAAUAGGCAGUUUGAUACAAGCUGAACAACAACAAAAUACAGCACUUUGCCAAAAAGUAGCAUUGCUUAAACAAUGUGUAUUUAAUAACACACCUUCCUUCUAUUUUCAUUUCAUGGUGCAUCUUGCACUUUAUGAAGAAACAUAUGAUCUUAACUAUCAAUAAAAAUUGGCCUAUUAAA
Messenger RNA from Trachemys scripta elegans, 4643 nucleotides. RefSeq names its product tumor protein p53 inducible nuclear protein 1 (gene TP53INP1). The record is from RefSeq and is a predicted model, not a curated record. NCBI's taxonomy places the organism in Eukaryota, Metazoa, Chordata, Testudines, Emydidae. Gene Ontology annotation, biological process: autophagosome assembly; positive regulation of DNA-templated transcription. Gene Ontology annotation, cellular component: autophagosome; nucleus. The transcript is spliced from 5 exons. The coding region runs from base 480 to 1190 and encodes 236 amino acids.